UUUCCUGUUGUUUUGCGUCGGAGAACUAGAGUGAGAACAGAACACGGGACCUGAGUGUCUUUUAAGAGAUAGUUGGUUGUAUUUCAGGUAAAGAAAGGAAAGGAAAAGAAAACAAAAAGGCGUCACCUCAAGAUGCGAGUAUCAACACGAUCCAACCUCGCGGCAGCGACGCUCGCCUUCGCCUUCGCCUCCAUCACCACCUCCGCGGCAGGGGAAAUCACGGACGCAGUUCGGAGCAAGAACUCGACGUGGAUGGCGUCUAGCAUCAUGUCGCGCAGCCAGGGCAUCAUGACGGGCAACGGCGGCUCCUCGGAGCUCCUGCAAGCGGGCUUCACGCAGCGCGCGCUCACGGCGCUCGCGGCGCAGUACCCCUCCGACGCAUUCACCUCGGACGCGAAGGCGUACGUCCUGUCGAGCGCCUCGUCGGUGUCGCCCUUCGUCCGGAACGCCACGCGCGACGCCCUCGCGUACCCGCUCGACCGGCUGUCCAACGGCCUCGCGCUCCUGGACCUGGCGACGCCGACGGAAAACCUGACGUCGGGCCCGGGGUCGUUCGCGAUCGCAGCGACCGCCCUGCGCGAGAGCAUCGACCUCAACCGCCGCAACGCCGAGGGCGGCAUGUGGUACUACACAUACCCACACUGGAGCUACCUCGACGGCAUGUACUCGCUGGCGCCCUUCUACGUGCGGUUCCACGUGGAGGCCGAGACGGCCUACCCCAUCCCCGAGUGGAAGCAGGCCACCGUCGACGCCGCCAACGACACCUACCACCAGCUGGACCUGCUGUGGCGCCACACGCGCAACGCGUCGUCGGGGCUGCUGGCGCACGGCUACGACGCCUCGCGCACCGCCGUGUGGGCGGACCCGGAUACGGGCGCGAGCCCGCACGUCUGGGGCCGGAGCCUGGGCUGGUACGCGAUGGCGCUGGUGGACCUGCUCGAGGUGCUGCCCGAGUCCGCGGCCCUGUGCGAGUACCGGGAUCUCGUGCUCGAGAAGCUGCGCUCCCUCGCCGGCGCGAUUGUGAAGGCGGUUGAUCCGGCGACGGGAGGAUGGUGGCAGGUUCUGGACGAGCCGGGCCGCGAGGGCAAUUACAUCGAGUCGAGCGGCAGCGCCAUGUUCGCGUAUGCUCUGCUAAAGGGCACGAGACUCGGGUACUUUGCCACGGACGCCACUCUGGCAUCGGCUGCCGUGGAUGCUGCUAUUCGCGGCCACGGGUACCUAACAGAUACGUUUGUGGUCCGUGAGACGAACGGCACGCUUGGGUACAACGGGACUGUGUCGGUGUGCAGCUUGAACUCGACGGCAACUUAUGAGUACUAUAUUGGACAGCCCAUCAACUAUAACAGCGUGCUCGGAUCCGCAGCUUACAUACUUGCAUCCCUUGAAGUAGAGCGCCUGGCGGCUCAGUGAAUGAAUCAUGGCCGUAUAUAUAUGUAAUACCUCAUCUUGUAGGCUAAUUCGUUUCAAAUGAUACCCGCCAGGGUCAAAUACGUUAUAUUACAAGUUCAAUAGUCUUGAUCUAGCCAUACCCACCCAUACAUACUUAAACUUUAUCUCUUCUCUUAAAUAAUAACUAAAGUGAUGGGAAUGUAAUAACGGACGUAAAUGCUCUGAGACUUGCAGGAACUGUCUAUAAUCAGUUAGGUACCUCCUAUGCAGAUUUAUCAAAUUAGCGAUGGUGACUACCGAGCCCUCUGAUAGAUCUGAUGAUCAAGUUCGCACGAGAUCUGAUCACAAGUAUCAAUAAGUCCAUUCCAACGCAGGCACGCAGUCUUCAUCAAGGGCCAAAUAAAUUUGCGCCGGGUCGCCACAAAGUUUGUGGAUAAGGAAUUAGCAGGGA
Molecule: messenger RNA, 1840 nt
Organism: Daldinia caldariorum
Lineage: Eukaryota; Fungi; Ascomycota; Sordariomycetes; Xylariales; Hypoxylaceae
Product: glycoside hydrolase family 105 protein
Exons: 5
Coding region: 133-1410 (425 amino acids)
Biological process (GO): carbohydrate metabolic process
Source: RefSeq, a predicted model, not a curated record